AUUCUAUGGAGAAGCACAUUUUCUCUUCUACUUGUAAUUUAAUAUUACUUUGUUGCUUCCUCAAAUGGGACUGACCAACAAGCUUUACUAGCUUUCAAAAAUCUUAUUAUUACAAGUUCCAAUUAUUUUUUGGCCAAUAAUUGGACCAAAAAUGAGUCUUUUUGCUCUUGGUUUGGUGUCAGAUGUAGUUCAAAAAGGCAAAGGGUUGUAGCCUUGAGUCUUCCUGGUUUGCAACUUCAAGGCACAAUUUCCUCAUUUUUGGCCAAUUUGUCCUUCCUCAGUGUUCUCAAUCUCAAGAACAACAACUUCCACGGUAGCAUCCCUCCACAUGCCUCACUAUCUCUAAGUAACAUGCCUCACUAUCUCUAAGUAACAUGCCUCGCUAUCUCUAACAACUUCCAAUUUGGUAAGCUUAAACAACUCUAAGGGCUAUCUCUAAGUAACAAUAAAUUGCAGGGACAUAUUCCAGAGUCUGUAUGCCAUUUAUCUAAUUUGGUUAUAUUAUUUAUGGAUGCUAAUCAGAUCUCUGGAUUUAUUCCAGAAUGGUUAGAAAAUCUUAGCAUGCUGCAACAUCUUUAUUUGGGUUCUAACAAGUUUUCAUAAAAAAUUCCAUUGAACCUUUGGAAAAUGAGUGGUCUUCUCUAUUUAGAUGUGUCACAAAAUUCUACAGAGGGAGGUUUUCCAUCAGAUAUUGGAGUACGGAAAGCCAUUGUAGAAAUACAUCUUUCCAGUAACCACUUUUCAGGAAUGAUACCAAGCAGAUUGGGAAAACUCCAAAACCUGCAGCAUCUUGACCUGUCGAAUAAUUCAUUUUUUGGCCAAAUUCCAUUAUCCUUUGGCAACUUGGUAAGCUUGGAUUUCUUAAAUUUGUCUUUAAAUGCAUUGUCAGGUACUAUUCCUAAGUCUUUGGAAAAACUCUCAUACCUUAAAAGCAUUAAUGUUUCAUUCAAUGGUUUAGAAGGUGAGAUACCUGGUGAUGAUGUGUUUGCAAAUCCCACUUUGCAAUCAUUUCUCGGGAACAAAGGUCUUUGCGGAAUGCACAUACUGGAGAUUUCUGUUUAUGCUAUCACUAAUCCUGGAAAACAAUCAAAGCAUAAGGAGGUUAUGCUAAAAAUUGUUACUCCAAUGGUUAUUUCAUCCUCGGUGAUAUUCUUGUUGGUUUUAAUUUGGGUAAUGAAACGACAGAAGAAAGGUUUUUCCAAAGAUGUUGAAAAGGUAACGGAGAUCAUGACUCAUCAAUUAGUUUCUUAUCACGUGAUUCAACGAGCAACAAAUAAUUUUGAUGAAUUCAAUUUAAUUGGCGUGGGAAACUCUGGCUAUGUGUACAAAGGCACAUUAUCAAGUGGAACUGCAGUGGCCAUUAAGGUUUUGGAUUUGGAAAAUGAGCAAGUAUGAAAGAGGUUUGAUAUCGAAUGUGAAGUGAUGAGAAAUGUUAGACACAAAAAUCUUGUUCCAGUGAUUACUACAUGUUCUAGUGACUGUAUAAGAGCCUUUAUUCUUCAAUUUAUGCUCAACAGGAGUCUUGAGAAUAGGUUGUACAGAGAAGAUUUCCCCUUGAGUCUUCAUCAAAGAGUCACCAUAAUGCUUGACGUGGCAAUGACAAUUGAAUAUCUACAUCAUGGUCAUGUCACUCCAAUAGUUCAUUGCGACUUAAAGACAGCCAACGUUCUUUUGGAUGAAGAUAUGGUGGCUCAUGUUGGUGACUUUGGCAUCUUCAAAAUUUUAGCCAUAAGUAAGUCCAUGGCACAUACCGAGACGUUGGGCACUAUUGGGUACAUGGCACCAGAAUAUGGCUCGGAGGGAAUAAUGUCAGCUAGUGGUGAUUUAUAUUGUUAUGGCAUAAUGUUGAUGGAGGUUUUGACCAAAAGAAGGCCAACAGAUGAAGAGAUAUGCAAUGCAAAUCUUGACUUGAGGAAAUGGGUAACACAAUAAUUUUCAGAGAGUAUGAUGGACGUUGUGAAUGCCAAUAUUUUCUCUGAGGAAGAACAUAUCACUUCUAAAAGUGAAAUCUGCAUUGCGUCCAUGAUAGAAUGGCUUUAGACUGCACAAAUGAAAUGUCAGAAUCAAGAAUAAACAUGAAAGAAGUAGUCAAUGGGCUUAACAAAAUCAACAACGCAUUUCUAGAAACAUAGAAAUUUCUUCCGGUGGUGUUAUUUCUGAGCUGCAAGUGAACAUGUUGCUUUUUGUUUACCUGGUUUGUUGAAUAAAGUCGUGUACAUGUACUGUUUGUACUUCAGAGUGUUGCAUUUCCCUUAUUUUGUGAUUUCAGAUUUGAGCAGUCUUUAAUAUGUUUUGAAUGCUGUGCUUGAAUAACAUUAAGAAAGUGUUUAGCUGCACUAA
Messenger RNA from Solanum lycopersicum (tomato), 2340 nucleotides. RefSeq names its product receptor kinase-like protein Xa21. NCBI's taxonomy places the organism in Eukaryota, Viridiplantae, Streptophyta, Magnoliopsida, Solanales, Solanaceae. The record is from RefSeq and is a predicted model, not a curated record. Gene Ontology annotation, biological process: protein phosphorylation. Gene Ontology annotation, molecular function: protein binding; protein kinase activity; ATP binding.